AUGGAGCGAGCAAAAUGUUCUGCGGAAACUGCUGGCAAGGUUAUCGUUUGCAGAGCAGCUAUUGCCUGGACAAUUAAUGCUCCAAUGUCUAUUGAGGAGGUGGAAGUAGAUCCGCCAAAGGCUGGAGAAGUUCGAAUUAAGAUUGUUUCUUCAGGGAUCUGUGGUUCAGAUAAUCACAUAUUGCAAGGAAAACUCAAAAUACCUUUACCUGCAAUUUUGGGACAUGAAGGAGCUGGGAUUGUAGAAAGCAUUGGAGAAGGUGUGAGCAAUGUGAAACCAGGAGAUAAAGUCCUAACACUUGCUAUACCUCAAUGCCGAAAAUGUGACUCGUGCUUGCAUGCCAAAGGCAACUGUUGCUUGAAGGAAGAUGUCUGUCAUCCAGUUGGACUGAUGCUUGAUGGUACCAGCAGAUUCACUUGCAGAGGGAGGAAACUGUAUAACCUUUUUGGAACAAGUACAUUCACUGAAUACACUGUGAUGCAUGAGAUUUCAGUAGUAAAAAUUGAUGCUGCUGCACCCCUGGAGAAAGUCUGUUUAUUCGCCUGCGCAUUCCCCACAGGCUAUGGAUCUGCUGUUAACAAAGCAAGGGUUACCCCUGGUUCCACCUGUGUUGUCUUUGGGCUCGGAGGUGUUGGCUCUUCAGUUGUCCUGGGGUGCAAAACAGCUGGGGCUGCCAGGAUCAUUGGUGUUGACAUCAAUGAAGAGAAACUUGCCAGAGCAAAAGCUAUUGGAGUCACUGAUUGUCUGAAUCCUCGAAACUUCAAGAAGCCCAUCCAACAGGUGGUGGUGGAAAUGACCGGAUUUGGUGCUGACUUUAGCUUUGAGGCUAUUGGGACUAUCGAUACCAUGGUUGCUGCUCUGGAAUCCUGCAACCUGAGUUAUGGUGUCUGUGUGAUUAUUGGAGUGCCACCAGAAAAAUCCCAACUCGCCUUUGAACCAAUGCAGAUACUUUCUGGCCGGAUACUGACAGGAUGCUUUUUAGGAGAAUAUAAAACCAGAGACUGUAUUCCUAUAUUAGUGGCUGAUUACAUGAGAAAAAAAAUUAAUGUGGACCCACUGAUAACCCACACACUGCCUUUCUUCAGAAUCAAUGAAGGAUUUGAACUCCUCCGAUCUGGAAAAAGCAUUCGCUCUGUCUUAUUGUUCUGA
Molecule: messenger RNA, 1149 nt
Organism: Gracilinanus agilis (Agile Gracile Mouse Opossum)
Lineage: Eukaryota; Metazoa; Chordata; Mammalia; Didelphimorphia; Didelphidae
Product: alcohol dehydrogenase 1-like
Exons: 9
Coding region: 1-1149 (382 amino acids)
Biological process (GO): retinoic acid metabolic process; retinol metabolic process
Cellular component (GO): cytosol
Molecular function (GO): zinc ion binding; all-trans-retinol dehydrogenase (NAD+) activity
Source: RefSeq, a predicted model, not a curated record